This is a messenger RNA of Salvia splendens (bonfire salvia), 2711 nucleotides long. Its product is annotated as DNA replication licensing factor MCM6. Gene Ontology annotation, molecular function: single-stranded DNA binding; ATP binding; single-stranded 3'-5' DNA helicase activity. Lineage: Eukaryota; Viridiplantae; Streptophyta; Magnoliopsida; Lamiales; Lamiaceae. The transcript is spliced from 14 exons. Gene Ontology annotation, biological process: double-strand break repair via break-induced replication; DNA replication initiation; mitotic DNA replication. Gene Ontology annotation, cellular component: nucleus; MCM complex. The coding region runs from base 80 to 2539 and encodes 819 amino acids. The record is from RefSeq and is a predicted model, not a curated record.
AGCCCUAAACCGCCAUUUAAUCGAUUCCUUGCAACAUUUCAAGAUCGGAUAGUGUUUCUUCCUCACUGAGAAAAAAAAAAUGGAGGGCAAUGGAUACUGCGUGGACGAGAAAGCAGUACACGUCGAGAAGGUCUUCUUCGACUUCCUCAAAACCUUCCGCGACCCCGGCGGCGGCGGCGAGGCCUACUACGAGGCGGAGGUGGAGGCGAUGCGGACCAACGACUCCAACACCAUGUACAUCGACUUCUCGCACGUGAUGCGCUUCAACGACGUGCUCCAGCGGGCCGUCUCCGACGAAUUCCUCCGCUUCGAGCCCUACCUCAAGAGCGCCUGCAAGCGUUUCAUCAUGGAGCUCUGCCCUGCCUUCAUCGCCGACGACAAUCCCAACAAGGACAUCAACGUCGCCUUCUACAACCUCCCCUUGGUGAAGAAGCUCAGGGAAUUGGCCACCGCCGAGAUCGGCAAGCUCGUCGCCGUCAGCGGCGUCGUCACCCGCACCAGCGAGGUCCGGCCUGAGCUCCUCCAGGGCACCUUUAAGUGCUUGGAAUGCGGAAGCGUUAUUAAAAACGUCGAGCAACAGUUCAAGUAUACCGAGCCAAUUAUAUGCAUGAAUGCAACAUGUCAAAAUCGGACAAACUGGGCUUUGCUGAGGCAAGAGAGCAAGUUUACGGACUGGCAGAGAGUCCGAAUGCAGGAGUGUUCUAAGGAAAUACCUGCGGGUUCUCUUCCAAGGUCGCUUGAUGUCAUCCUUCGCCAUGACAUUGUUGAACAGGCCAGGGCAGGAGACACGGUUGUUUUCACUGGCUCUGUGGUUGUUCUGCCUGAUAUUUUAGCAUUAGCAUCUCCAGGAGAGAGAGCAGAGUGCCGGAGAGAAUCUUCCAGCCAGGCCAGGGCUGGCCAAGAAGGUGUCAAGGGGCUUCGUGCUUUGGGCGUGAGAGAUCUAUCCUAUCGACUUGGCUUCAUUGCCAACUCUGUACAGAUCUCUGAUGGCAGAAGGGAUACUGAUAUCAGAAAAAAGAAAGAUGCUAAUGAAGAUGUUAGUCAGCAGUUCACAGCAGAAGAGUUAGAUGACAUACAACGAAUGAGGAAUACUCCUGACUUCUUCAACAAGCUAGUUGAUAGCAUUGCACCAACAAUUUUUGGUCACCAAGAUAUAAAGCGGGCAAUUCUGCUAAUGCUUAUGUGUGGUGUCCAUAAAGUUACACAUGAAGGCAUCAACUUAAGGGGAGACAUCAAUGUCUGCAUUGUGGGUGAUCCCAGCUGUGCAAAGUCCCAAUUCCUCAAGUACACAGCAGGCCUAGUUCCAAGAUCUGUUUAUACAUCUGGGAAAUCUUCUUCUGCAGCAGGGCUUACUGCUACUGUGGCCAAAGAGCCAGAGACGGGUGAAUUCUGCAUUGAGGCUGGUGCACUGAUGCUUGCUGAUAAUGGCAUCUGCUGUAUUGACGAGUUUGAUAAGAUGGAUACAAGAGAUCAGGUCGCCAUUCAUGAAGCUAUGGAACAACAAACCAUAAGCAUAACUAAAGCUGGAAUACAAGCAACAUUAAAUGCAAGAACAUCAAUCUUAGCUGCUGCAAAUCCCACAGGUGGACGUUAUGAUAAGACUAAACCCUUGAAGUAUAAUGUGGCACUUCCUCCAGCCAUUCUUUCAAGGUUUGAUCUCGUGUAUGUGAUGAUUGAUGAUCCAGACGAUCAGACUGAUUACCAUAUUGCUCACCAUAUUGUGAGAGUCCAUCAAAAGCGUGAAGAUGCACUUUCUCCAGCAUUUACUACCACACAAUUAAAGCACUACAUCUCAUAUGCAAAGACUCUGAAACCAAAGCUGACCCCUGAAGCUAGACAAUUGUUGGUGGAAUCUUAUGUUGCCCUUCGCAGAGGGGACACUACUCCCGGUAGUAGAGUUGCUUAUCGCAUGACAGUGAGACAACUGGAGGCUCUGAUCAGGCUCUCAGAAGCAAUUGCAAGGUCUCACUUAGAUAACCAGGUUCAAACUCGCCAUGUGCGUCUUGCUGUGAGAUUACUCAAGACAUCAAUAAUCAGUGUGGAGUCAAGUGAGCUCGACCUUUCUGAGUUUCAGGAAGAGGAAAAUGAUGGUCAUGAUGGCGACGAUGGUAGUGGUGGCAACGAAGAUAAUGCUCCUGGUCAAGAAAAUGCAGCUGAAGCAGCAGCAGAAAACCAGAAAGGAAAGAAACUAGUAAUAACUGAUGAAUACUUUCAGAGGGUUACUCGAGCACUUAUCAUGCGACUUCGACAACAUGACGAUACUCUCACGCGCGAAGGAUCUGGGCUAGCCGGAUUGAGACAGAGGGAGUUGAUACAGUGGUAUAUUAGUCAGCAAAACGAGAAAAACAAUUAUACCACUAUGGACGAGGCUGCAGCUGAAAUAAAAAAAGUGAAGGCCAUUAUAGAGAGCUUGAUACGGAGGGAAGGAUUUCUAAUAGUUGUGGGAGAUGGAAGAGAAGAAGGAGCAGACGGUGAGAGCAACAAGCCUUCAAGAGAUGACAGAAUUUUAGUAGUGGCUCCAAAUUAUGUAGUAGAUUGAUUAGUUUGCAUUUGACAAGGGAGCUUGGUAACUACUACAAGUAAUGCCGAGAUACACGGUGAAAAUGCUUUAUUAUUUGCUUAGUAGAGUAGAUCGAUUCGAGAAGAAUUUCCUGGAUAAAAAGUGAUGUACUGAUAUGAAACUUUUUACAUAUGAAAACUUAAUAUUACAA